Molecule: messenger RNA, 2509 nt
Organism: Parasteatoda tepidariorum (common house spider)
Lineage: Eukaryota; Metazoa; Arthropoda; Arachnida; Araneae; Theridiidae
Product: cytochrome P450 3A24
Molecular function (GO): heme binding; iron ion binding; steroid hydroxylase activity
Source: RefSeq, a predicted model, not a curated record
ACGAUAAGAGGAAAAUGUGCUUCAUGUAAUCUAAUGAUAAAUAUAUUUAUAACAUAAAGUUUGAAGGAUUUUAUUCUCACUUUCUGUUUAUCUGCAAUCAUGUAUGUUGUUGCCUUGAUAGCCGUUAUCUGUGCUCUGUGGUUAUUAUAUAGAAAGAAAUGGUUUUCUUUUUUCAAGGAUUUGAACAUUCCUGGACCAGAACCAAAUUUAUUGUUCGGAAACAUUGUGGAAAUUAUUCGCAGAAAUCCUAUACAAUCCCAUGCAGGUUGGCUUAAAAAAUAUGGAAAAGUUGUUGGAUAUUUCUAUGGGACAAAGCCAGUUAUACUGAUUGCAGAUGCCGAUCUCUUGAAGAAGAUCCAAGUUUCAGAUUUCAAUAGUUUUAUAAAUAGGCCGGACAUGUUCAGCAGCCGCAGCAGAUCUACGAAAAGAGUUGAAGGAUUUAGUCAACAUAUUAUUUCUUUGAGAGAUAAAAGAUGGAAAGAUGUUCGAUCUCUUCUUACUCCUUCCUUUACCGCAUCUAAAAUGCGACAGAUGUCUCCACUAAUGAAUGAUGCAAUUCAGUCCUUGAUGAUUAAUAUUGAUAAGAAAUGCAAAGCGGAUGAACAUUUUGAUAUUUAUAAAUUAUAUCAAGGUUUGACAAUGGAUGUUGUUGGUAGAACAGCAUUUGGAAUACAAACUGAUGUACAGAAUAAUCCGAAAGAUCCGUUCUUAAGAGCAGCUAAAGCACUUUUUUCUGGAGAUAUUAGAAAUCCUCUCAUUAUUCUAGCAGUCAGUUUCCGUAGUUUAUCAUCACUUUGGAUUAGAUUGGGAAGAUUGAGAUUAAUUUUUGUAAAUCAAGGAACGAAUCCUAUAACUGAACUUAUUGGAAAUGUGAAAGAAGUAAUUGCCACAAGAAGAAAAAAUCAACAGAAAGCCAGACCUGAUCUUCUUCAGCUUAUGUUGGAUGCUGAGGGUACUGACGGAGACUCUGUUACAGCAGAUGAUUUAACUGCAAGUGAUGAAAAAGAAGUCGAAGUCAAGGGAAACAAAGGGAAGAUAUCUAAGAAACUAAGUGAUGCGGAUGUUUUGGAUAAUUCUGUGUUGUUUUUUCUUGCAGCAUACGAAACAACAAGCACAGCCUUAGCUUUCACAACUCAUCUUUUGAUUAAACACCCAGAUGUUCAAGAAAAAGUCAGAAAAGAAGUCCUCCAACUUUUGAAAUCAGAGGGAGAAUUAGACUAUAACUCAGUUAACAUGUUACAAUACUUGGAUCAAGUUCUUAAAGAAUCACUUCGACUCUACCCACCUGUCCAUUUGUUUGUAAAUAGAGAAGUUUCUGAAAAUUGUGAAAUAAAUGGUAUUCAAUUUAAAAAAGGAGCUGCUAUACAGGUUGCAGUAUAUCAUUUACACAGAGAUCCCGAUUACUGGGAAAAUCCCACCGAAUUUCGACCUGAAAGGUUUUCUCCAGAAAACAAAGAUAAAAUCAAUCCAAUUGCUUACCAACCAUUUGGAGCUGGUCCCAGAAAUUGUAUUGGAAUGAGAUUUGCCUUGAUGGAGGCAAAACUUGCUCUCGCACAAAUAUUAUCAAAAUAUUCAUUAAAAAGAUGUUCUAAAACUGAAGAUAAUGUCACUUUAAAAAUGGGACAAUUUCAAAUAAAUCCCAAAUAUGGAAUAUGGACAAAAGCAGUUUCCUUCUGAAUAUUGAUGUAAAUUGGGAAACGAUCAAAUGAACAAUGAAGUUUCUUUGAAUUUAUACUAAAACAAGUGUUCUAAAAUAACUGUAUAGAACUAAUUAUUUUUAAAGGUUGCCCCAAAAUUCAAGCAAGAAGUAAUUUUUAUACAAGUUUUCAACUUCGUAAGUGUGGAUUAAUUGAGAUUUUUGGCUACAUUCCGUAGAUACAGCAGUCUUCUUAAAAACACGAGAAGGAUUAACAAUUCUAAAUUCAUUAAAAAAAACGAUCCAACAACGAGAACUGCAUAAUUUGCGGGGAACUCUAAAUAUGUCUUUUAUACACUGAUGGUUUACUUUAUUCGGCAGUUAUGUUUCGAAACAUAUAAAAGCCUCAUUCAAUCACGAUCCGUGUUGCGUGAUUUUUUUCUCAUAAAUUUAUACCAAAUCAAUCAGCAUUUUCUUAGAAUUAUACAUGUUUCUGUUUUUAAAUUUUUGAAAAAUAACUAUUUCCUGUUAUUUAUGUUAAAUAAAAUAAAUUAAAUGUUAAUUUAUUUAAUUAUGUUAAUUAAAUAAAUUCAAUUUUAAAAAACCUAUAAACGGACAAAUGUGUAGUGACUUACUUAAUUAUUGACUUAGAGAAAAAAUCUAUUUAAUUAUCCUAAACUAUCAUAUAUACCGUUUUCGUUGGCAGCAUUUUAUUACAUAAAAGGUUCAAGAUUCAGAUCUUGCAUGAAUUUUGGGUCACUCUUUAUAAUGCUUAAUAUAUGUUAUGAAAAUGUAGUGCUCUGUUCUGUAUAAUAUAUGAAACAAAAUUAUGCUUUGAAAGAAAAAUAAAACAUUUCAUAGUAGUUUAAACAA